AUGUCUGUUCCACAAGCUGCUCGUAGUAAAACUCAAAACGAUACCGAUCUUCUCAUACGUACACUAGAUGGUAAAACAGACAUUUUUCACUGGGCGAUGGAAUCCGAAAAUACUCAAACUGCUUCAGUUGCCUUAAAAAAUAGAUCUCAUGUAGUACUUAUAACAAUAGAACAUCCGUAUCUCCCUGAAGCAGAUCAUCCAGAAAAUUCUCGUUCGAGAGUUUUCAGAAAAUGUCGGCAUGCUACACAAAUAAAUGUAAGAUUUGAAUCUGAAAAUAUUCGCUAUAAAAACGACCACUUACUUGACAAGGGUUUCUUAAUGAUUGGUGAUGGAGGCCUUGAACCGAAUAUAUUUCAUGUGUUACCUCCAUCCAAUAUUUAUGAGUGUGAUGCAAUGGCAGUUGGCCAUCGUUCCAAAAACGCACGUGACUAUUUAGCGCGCCACUCCAGCGAAUUUCAAGCAUGUGAUAAAACUGUACUAAUUUGUCACGGUAUCAAGGCUUUGAAGAGUACUUUAGCAGAUGACGAAAAUAUGUCUGAUCAGCAUAUUUCGAUUAUAACAAUGCGAGUAAAUGAUAAAUAUAAUUAUCUUAAUCAGGGGAGGGGAUAUGGUAUGAUUGCCAUAUUACCGAAAUGUUUGGAUUAUUGA
Teleopsis dalmanni is the source of this 648-nucleotide messenger RNA. Its product is annotated as proteasome subunit alpha type-1-like. The record is from RefSeq and is a predicted model, not a curated record. The transcript is spliced from 4 exons. Bases 1 to 648 code for a protein of 215 amino acids. Lineage: Eukaryota; Metazoa; Arthropoda; Insecta; Diptera; Diopsidae.